AUGUUUUGUUCAUGUGCCUGGCUAAGUAAGGCAAGGAAGUUAUUUGAUAUUGUCUUGUAUCAAAGACGGACGAAGAAAAGCAAUGCAAAACCAGUGAUCAAGACACAGCGGGUCCCCUUGGCCGAAUUGAUCAUUACUGCGUACUCCGUCCACAAUUGCAUGCCCGUACUCAAGGCACCCGACCCUAGGAAUUACCAAAUGCCCGCUCUGAUCUGCCUUAUGCUUGUCUCGGCCGCCGUUCCUGCUUCGUUUUCAUCUGGGCUUUUCCCUUCUCGCUCGACCGUCCUUUCCCACCUCCUGUCAGAGGAAGCUUGUCCACUAUCUGACUGA
This is a messenger RNA of Colletotrichum lupini, 330 nucleotides long. RefSeq lists its product as uncharacterized. Lineage: Eukaryota; Fungi; Ascomycota; Sordariomycetes; Glomerellales; Glomerellaceae. The transcript has a single exon. The record is from RefSeq and is a predicted model, not a curated record. The coding region runs from base 1 to 330 and encodes 109 amino acids.